This is a messenger RNA of Chenopodium quinoa (quinoa), 1067 nucleotides long. Its product is annotated as BURP domain-containing protein BNM2A-like. The record is from RefSeq and is a predicted model, not a curated record. NCBI's taxonomy places the organism in Eukaryota, Viridiplantae, Streptophyta, Magnoliopsida, Caryophyllales, Amaranthaceae. The annotation marks the transcript as partial. The transcript has a single exon.
AUUGGUGAUGCAAUUGGAGAAAACGUUGCAACGAAUCGAAACAAUGAAGGAAGUCAUCAUGAACAUCAAGGCCAUUCAACAACACCACACAUAGACCAUUCAGUGCAAGUAUUUUUCACCCCUAAAGACCUUAAGCUAGGAAAUGUAAUGCCUAUUUUCUUCAAGGGUCGAAGUCCUUCGCGUUCUCCUCAUUUUCUUCCUAGAGAAGAAUCCGAGUUAAUACCUUUCUCACCAUCUAAACUCCCUUUUCUUCUUAAACUCUUCGGCUUCUCUCAAGCUUCGCCUCAAGCUAAAGCCAUGGAAGAUACUCUCAGACUAUGCAUCAUAAUGAAACCUAUCCAAGGAGAGACUAAGUUUUGCGCAACUUCCUUAGAGUCUAUGCUCGAUUUUGUGCGUAAAAUCUUUGGAUCAACAACAAAAUUUAAGGCCCUGAGCACCCAAAAAUUCGCGAAAUUUGGUAGUAUUCUACAAAAUUAUACCAUAGUAGAUGAACCUAGAGAAAUACUAGCCCCGAAAAUGGUUGCUUGUCACACCAUGCCGUACCCAUACGUGGUGUACUAUUGCCAUUUCCAAGAAAGCGAAAGCAAGGUGUUUCUAGUUUCAUUAAGAAGUGAAGAUAAUAAUAAUAUUGUACAUGAAGCUGUUGCUGUUUGUCAUAUGGAUACCUCUCAAUGGAGUGCUAAUCAUGCCUCAUUUCGGGUUCUAGGCAUUAAGCCUGGUUCAUCCCCAGUUUGCCAUUUCUUUCCUGCAGAUAAUCUUGUUUGGGUACCAAUAAUGUCUAAUACUACUGAUAAUUCUGUAGGAAGAGUUUCAAGCAUGUAACAAUUUGCUGAAUUGUAUGGUACUACUUAUUAUGGGGUACAAUAUAAGUGACUAGUGGUCUAAUCUGCUGUAAUACCAGUUGAUGAAUUGAAUGAAUGUAUCGUAAUUAAUUAAAAAUUUGUAUCGUAAUAUCAGUAUUAGUAUUUUACUUCGUGUUUAACCUCAGUAAUUAUAUUGAUAGGAAAAAAAAAAGUUGUGAUUUACUGUUCUAUUAUUGUUCAUUUAUCAUUUUAUGGCUUUGUGGU